Messenger RNA from Petromyzon marinus (sea lamprey), 2022 nucleotides. NCBI's taxonomy places the organism in Eukaryota, Metazoa, Chordata, Hyperoartia, Petromyzontiformes, Petromyzontidae. The record is from RefSeq and is a predicted model, not a curated record.
CAACACAAUCGCUGGGUGCACAUCAGCUGCAGGCUCGACGCCAUUUCUCCAUCCUUUGUUCGUUGUCAAGGUUCUGCGAUUGACGUGCUCUCGCCAUCAUCUGAACGCGGCCCCAAACUCUUCGUUCACAUGGCCAGCGCUCCGGAGUUGGAACCGGGCCGAGAGCCGGGGCAGAGCUAGGCGAGACGGCACGACCCUGGCUGGGCCGCCUCUCCCCAGCGCAACGUGGCCCGCUUGGCGGGGCUCUGCACGCUGCUGCUGCUGAUGCUGCUGUCCGGCUACAAGCUGGCCCUGGGCGCGGGGCUGUCGCUGGCGGUCGCCCUCGUCGUGCGGGCCAUGAUAAUGGCCAAGUGGGGCCCCGCCACGCCGGGUCCAGCGCCGCCCGGGCCGCGGGGCGUGCCCCUGCUCGGGACCGCCUUGAGCCUGGACUUCAACUCAAUGAUCGGCUCUUUCGCUGGCGUGAGAGACGCAGUGCCAUUGGCACGGAUGGUGUCGAGUGUUGUUGUUUGUGCUUGUGUACCACUGACAUUUAAUUUAUUUAAAUGUUCUUCACCAACGCUCGCGAAAAAGUACGGGAACGUGUUCCAAGUGCAGUCCGUGGGGCAGUCCGUGGUGGUGCUGCACGGGUACGAAACCAUCAGGGAGGCCCUCGUCGGCCACGCCGAGCUCUUUGAGGACCGCCCGGUCAUGCCCAUGUUCGAGCACAUGUUGGAAGGGCACGGUAUGGCAGCAGCAGGCACACAUCCCGAGCGGCCCUCCUCCGCGCGGGCCCCCCCAUCGCCGAGCUUGCCGAGCGCGUCUCUCCACCUGCACGCCCCCCACCCCCUAGGGAUUCUGUUUUCACGCGGGGAACGGUGGCGCCAGAUGCGGCGAUUCGCGCUCCGCACGCUGCACGACUUCGGCAUGGGACGCUCCAUCAUCGAGGAGAAGAUCCUGGAGGAGGCCACCUUCCUCUCCACCGAGUUCGAGGCGAUGCGAGGUGCAGAGUCGCCCUCCCUCACCACUUGUACCACCAGCUUGCUCUUCCACGACUGUCUGUGCUGUGUUUCAGGAGCGCCCUGGGACCCAAAAACAAUGAUCAGCUGCGCGGUGUCGAACGUGAUCUGCUCGCUGUCCUUUGGGAAGCGCUUCACCUAUGAGGACAAAGAGUUCAUCAAGCUGGUUGCUCUGCUGAGUGAAAACGUGAGGUUGUUAGCAAGUCCUGUCAGUCAGAUAAACAACGUAUUCACGUUUCUGCGCCACCUUCCUGGACCGCACACCAGGCUGUUUGAGAAUGUGCGCCGACUCAAGGCCUUCCUGUCGUCCUUCAUCGAGGUCCAUCGCAAUGCCCCCGAGCAGGAUGAGCCGCAGGACUUCAUCGCCGCGUUCCUCGCCAGGCAGCGCAAGGAGGCUGGCAACCCAGACACGUACUUCACAGACAAGACCCUGCUCGUGGUGACGCUGAACCUGUUUUUCGCCGGCACGGAGACCACGUCGACCACACUUUACUGGGCUCUGCUUCUGCUGAUGAAGAACCCCGACGUCCAAAGGCGGCUGCAGGAGGAGGUGCUCGCCGUGAUGCCCUCGCUGUCCGACCGAGAGAAGUUGCCGUUUACCAAUGCCGUUCUAUACGAGGUGCAGCGCUUCGCCAGCAUUGUGCCGCUGGCCCUCCCGCACGCCACGACGCGCGACGCGCUCUUCCAGGGCUACUUCCUCCCCGAGGGCACCAUUGUGUUUGCCGUGCUGGACUCGGUGCUCAAGGAUCCCUCACAGUGGGAGACCCCGGAGGAGUUUAACCCCUCGCACUUCCUCGACCGAGACGGGAAGUUCCGCAAGCGAGACGCAUUCCUGCCAUUCUCAGCAGGCCGCCGCGUGUGUCUGGGGGAGCAGCUCGCCAAGGCCGAGCUCUUUCUCUUCCUCGUUGCUCUGCUCCAGAAGUUUUCAUUCGUGGCCCCGCGUGGGCCUGACAGCCUCAACCUGGCCCCCCAGAAUGGCAUCACAGUCGCUCCACUGCCCUUCGAGGUUUCCACCGUGCCGCUCUAA